AUGAAAAAACUUAACUACAGAACCAGAAGAAAAGAAGUAGUAGCAUACCCAAGAGCAAAAGAUCGAAAGUUACAAAGUUUAUACCAAUUCCAAGACAAACACUUGCAAAUAAAACAAACGAGAUCAAAUGAAGGGAAGGCUACAAAUAAAUUAAAUAAUAAAAUAGAUAACGAUAAUGAUGAUCAAAAAAAAUAUGAUGAUGCACAGAUAAAAAAAGAAUAU
Racocetra persica is the source of this 222-nucleotide messenger RNA. Lineage: Eukaryota; Fungi; Glomeromycota; Glomeromycetes; Diversisporales; Gigasporaceae. The record is from the annotation of a GenBank genome assembly.